AUUUACACUCACCAUGGACAUCAGCGGAAUCAUCGCGCUGCUACGCACAAAACUCACCCUCCCAUCUCCCUCUGAAAUCAAAGACAAGACAGUCCUGAUUACAGGCGGGAACACGGGUCUCGGCCGGGAAGCCGCUCGACAUGCCCUAGCUCUCGGCGCUGCAACAGUCAUCCUGGGCGUGCGAACACUCUCCAAAGGCGAAUAUGCAAAAGCCGAUAUCGAAUCCAGCACAGGGAAGACCGGUCGUGUUCUGGUGUGGCCGGUCGAUCUUGAGUCGUUUGCGAGCGUCAAGGCCUUUGCGGACAAGGCCAAGGAGCAUGUCGCUGGGGGAGGUAGGCUGGAUAUCGCGAUUAUGAAUGCAGGCCUUGCAUCGAUGGAGUGGGUGGUUACGGAGGAUGGAUGGGAGAGGCAGAUCCAGGUGAAUGUGUUGUCGACGGCGCUGCUUUGUUUGGAGUUGCUUCCGUUGUUGCUGAAGACGGGCGAUCGGCCGCAUCUGACCAUUGUAGCGAGUGAUAUACAUCGGACUGUGAAGUUUCAAGAGCGCUCUGCGGAUAAUAUUCUUUUAGCGCUGAAUGACCACAGCCAGUGGGAGAAGUCGCAGAAGACAGGGGGUGCUUCCGAGCGGUACGCGGCAUCGAAGCUGCUGGAUAUCUUCAUCACGAUGGGACUGGCUCGAUUGGUGCCCAGUGACGAGAGUGGGAAUCCGCUGGUUAUUGUGAACUGCCUGACUCCCGGGUUCUGCAAGUCAGAUCUUCUGACGAGGGAGAAGGCGCCGUUGCUGUUGAGGGUAGUGCAGAGCGCUGUUGCGAGGACGGUGGAGGAGGGGAGUAAGACGUUUUUGCAUGCGGUGACGCAGGGGAGCGAGACUCAAGGGCAGUGGCUGGAACAUCAGGCUGUUACAGAGUAAGUUUUCGCUUUGUUUCUUUGUAUGUUGAAGGUGCUAAUGAGGUGAUAGCCCUGGGAAGAAUGUCACGGCUCCGGCUCAGCGGGCAGUCGGGGAAAAGGUCUGGGGGGAGAUCGUUGCGGUGUUGAAGGAGGUUGAUUCGGGGAUUCAAACGGAGUAUUGAGUGCAUGAUAUUAUAAUAUUCUUUUUUCAUUUGAUAAUGUUUAUACAGCGGAUCCAAGUCUGACCAAAUGACCAAGUAUAUAGUUCAGCUAGUUUCACCACCG
Molecule: messenger RNA, 1170 nt
Organism: Aspergillus versicolor CBS 583.65
Lineage: Eukaryota; Fungi; Ascomycota; Eurotiomycetes; Eurotiales; Aspergillaceae
Exons: 1
Coding region: 14-907 (297 amino acids)
Source: RefSeq, a predicted model, not a curated record